This is a messenger RNA of Odontomachus brunneus, 1087 nucleotides long. RefSeq names its product odorant receptor 67c-like. Gene Ontology annotation, cellular component: plasma membrane. The record is from RefSeq and is a predicted model, not a curated record. Gene Ontology annotation, biological process: sensory perception of smell; detection of chemical stimulus involved in sensory perception of smell. Gene Ontology annotation, molecular function: olfactory receptor activity; odorant binding. The transcript has 7 exons. Bases 50 to 976 code for a protein of 308 amino acids. NCBI's taxonomy places the organism in Eukaryota, Metazoa, Arthropoda, Insecta, Hymenoptera, Formicidae.
GUACCUUAUAUUAACCAUCUACAAAAUCUAUACGCAUGUUAACGAAACCAUGCAAGAAAAAUUAACAUUGAGGAAAACAAUCGACAUGAUAAAAUUAAGUUUGUUCUUAACUUGGUUUUGGCCUCUCCCAAAAGAUUUAGUCAUUUUCGAAUUGGAAAAUUUUUGUAAAUUAAUCAAACCUGACGAGGAAGCUAUCUGCCAACAAUAUAUUGACAAGUACGCGUUCUUUUGUGGUGGUUGUAUGACUUGUAUAUAUCUAUUCGUUUUUGUUAUCAUCGCUGCACCCGUCGCACUGGAUCAACCAUUUCCGACAAAUGCUGAAUAUCCAUUCGAUAUUUACCACCAACCGGUUAGAUCUAUUCUUUUUAUUCACCAAUCUAUAUGUGCGCUACAAACUGCUGCGCACCUAUGUCUGAAUUUCUUCACAGCGUUUCUGCUCUUGUUUACAUCAGCAAGAUUUGAAUUACUAAUAAAGAAGCUGCGUGCAGUUACAAAUAUUUAUGAUUUAAUGAAAUGUGUUCAGGAACAUCAGAAAUUGCUGAAAUAUGCAGAACAAGUUGCUUACUUAAUACGUCCUUAUGCACUUAUAACUAUAACUUUUAGUACUUUCGGAUUAAUUAUAAUUGGUCUUAUUUUUAUUACUGAUCAGCCAUUGCCAAUGAAGAUCGAAUGCAUUAGUUUAGCUUGUAGUGGAUUAUCGGAAGUAAUUAUGUAUACUUGGCCAGCAGAACAUUUAAUUGAAAUUAGCAGCAAAAUGGGAGAAGCUAUUUAUGAUAUAAAAUGGUACGGGCAGUCAUUAGAACUACAGAGAAGCUUACAAAUCAUUUUGAUGAGAUCACAAAAACCAACAACUAUUGCGAUAUCUGGUAUCAUGCCCUCAUUAUCUUUGAAUUACUAUGCAUCGUAUAUAUCGACUAUACUCUCCUAUUUCACGACUCUACGAGUAUUUAUGCAAAGUAAUCAAGAUGUAAACUAAUCAAAGAUAACAAAGAAAGAGCGUAUUUUGGACAACCUUCGAAAAUAAAUUAUUAUAUUAGAUAAUUUCAAUAAUAGUAAACAGUGUUACAUGCAAAUGGACUAAUUGACU